Messenger RNA from Porites evermanni, 747 nucleotides. The record is from the annotation of a GenBank genome assembly. NCBI's taxonomy places the organism in Eukaryota, Metazoa, Cnidaria, Anthozoa, Scleractinia, Poritidae.
AUGAUAAAAAACCGGGGAAAUAGUAUCAGAACGAAAGAUGAGGAUGGAUACACGAGGAGAGCAGGAUGUGUCUGCUUCAGAACUGAUCAGGAAAAAGAGGUUCGACACAUUUGGUUACUUCACAUGGCAGAACACAUGUCUCGACCGGCCGUCAGGCCAGACACUGUAAUGCUGAUGUUUGUUCAUUGUAGGUCCUAUUAAUUUCAAGCUCUCGGCAUCCUGGUCGGUGGGUUGUUCCAUCUGGAGGAGUUGAACCUGGCGAAGAACCAAAAGAGGCGGCAGUUCGCGAAGUUGUGGAAGAAGUUAGUGACAGACUUUUUCGUUAAGCUGAGCUGCGUUAAUAAGACAAAGCCUUAUCACAUAGGACUGUGUUUGCGUUUGGUUUUUUCUUUUAAUUCGUUCAGGUUUCGGCGUUAUUUGUUAACGUUUAGUCUGUUGUUUGAUUGUGGUAUUUCUUAUCUCUAGGCUGGUGUUCGAGGCAAGCUUGGACGUUUUCUGGGCGAGUUUCAGGUGUGAAUAUUCCCUUUGUGGUAAAACAGUCGUAACCAAUGCUUUUGUUUGCCUGGCCCUUUAGAGAAUUGUUGUGUUUAGACUAACCUACCUUUCGCCUUUUAGAAUGAUGCUAACCAAAGUCGGACCGCUGUAUAUGUGCUUAUUGUGACAGAAGAACUAGAAAGAUGGCAGGAAGGUAGGUUCUGUUUAUUACAAUUCCCGCUGUUUAUAGCGCAAAAGCAUUUACGACUCAAG